Messenger RNA from Nelumbo nucifera (sacred lotus), 3415 nucleotides. NCBI's taxonomy places the organism in Eukaryota, Viridiplantae, Streptophyta, Magnoliopsida, Proteales, Nelumbonaceae. The record is from RefSeq and is a predicted model, not a curated record.
UCUUCUUUCUUUCUUUCUUCUUCUUCUUCUUCUUUUAUUUUUUCCUUCAGUUUUCUAUUUCUUCUUCGAUCCAAAUCUCUACUCUUACCUAGGUUCCUUUCAGAUAUGAUCUCUCCCCUCUCUCUCACUUGUUCUGUCCGAAGUCAGGAAAUCUGAUUCAAAACCGGGUGAAUGUGUGAGUGGGGCCCAUAGGUGAUGAUCACAUAUGCCAAUGUGCAGAUGGGGACUACAUUGAUAUCUUGUAUAGGAAAAUGUAUGAGUGAGGCUCACUUUAAUAUUUUGCAUAGGGAGCAAUGUACAACGGAAUCGGCUUGCAGACCCCAAGAGGGUCGGGAACGAAUGGGUACAUCCAAAGCAACAAGUUCUUCGUAAAGCCCAGGACUGGGAAGGUUGAAACUAAGGGAUUCGAGGCUGGUCAGGGUACUGCCGGUGUUAAGAAGCCGAACAGAGAGAUCCUCGAGCAUGACAGGAAAAGACAGAUACAGCUGAAGCUUGUGAUUCUAGAAGAUAAACUGAUCGACCAGGGAUACACCGAUGACGAGAUCACUGAGAAGCUUGAGGAGGCAAGGAAAGCAUUGGAGGUGGCUGCAGCUUCAGAGGACAACAAUAAUGCCGGAGGCAGCAUGAAGAUGGAGAAGAAGGUUUCAGACACACAAACUCACCAAAUUGCUGCGAGGAAAGAGAGACAGAUGGAGACAUUAAGAGCUGCACUUGGAAUAACUAGAGGUGAUGACACAUCUAAAGUUCAAGAACAAAAAGAGCCGGGUGAAAUAGUAGAAACAGAGUCUGAAAAGAGUGAUGAUGAAAAAGUGAAGGAAAGAAAAAAUGUUUACGUAAAGGAGGACCAGGGACAACCGAGGGAUAAAUAUAAGAGUUCAGAACAGGAUAGAGAUAGAAGGGAGACACAAACAGUGGAAGAUACCAAAGCUGUAAAGGAUGUUGCAAACGAGGGCAUGAAGAAGAGUGAGAGUGGGAGGGAUAAAUAUUAUGACUCAAGACGCCAAAAGAAAUAUGACAGAAAGAAAAACUGCAAUAAUGAUUAUUCUGAUUCAGAUAGCAGUGGAAAUGAGUCUGAUAGUAGUAGUAGGGAGAAGAGUCCAAAGAAGCUCUACAAAGGAAGAAAACAGGAUAGUGAUUCUGAUAGCAGUAGUGGGGAGAAGAGUCCAAAGAAGCACCACAAAGGAAGAAGCCAUGACAGUGAUUCUGAUAGCAGUAGUGGGGAGAAGAGUCCAAAGUUUCACAAAGGGAGAAGACAUGAUAGUUAUUCUGAUAGCAGUAGUGGGGAGAGGAGUCCAAAGAAUCGCAAGGGAAGAAGACGUGAUAGUGGUUCUGAUUCUGACAAUGGUGAUGUUGGACAAAGAAAUGCCAAAAAGGAAAUGGAAAAGCUUGUUAACACUCGUAGACGACAUGAUUCCGAUGAUGAAUCUAGUUCAGAAUCUUCAGAUAGCAAUUUACAGAACCACAAAAGCCGAACAGGGAACCAACAAUUGAAAACAAGAGGAAGGCAUGAUUCUGAUACUGAUAGCGAAACAGGAAGAAGAAAAAAUCAAAGAGAGAAACAGAGGAAUCACAGCCAUAGAAAUGAAGACAGUGACAGAGAUGACUUAAACACAAAAGAUAAUAGGAGGAACAUCAAAAUUGAUGAUAAGAAAUAUGGAAACAGCAGACAUGGGCACAGAGUGGAUGAUGAUUCUGAUCCUGAUAGGUCGAGAAAAUUUUCAAAGGCAAAGAUUGAGAAACGUCAUGGAAGUAAAAGGAAAGAUACUGAUGAAGAAGAUUCUGAUACCAGUGGGAGGAAUGCUAAAAAGCAUCUGGGAAGACACAGGGUAACCAAAAGAGGGGCAGAUUCCUCAACUGACAGUGGGAGCAUCAGUAGUGAUGGUUCUGACUACAGCAGCAGCAACAGUGAUUCAGGUAGUGGUAGUGAUCACAUCCCUGAGAGAGCUAGAAAGAAGUCCAUUGAAGACAAGACCAGGAGGGUUUAUGGGGAUGACCUGAUUAAGAAAGGUUACAGAAAUGCUCCAAGAGCUGCUGCAGAAGAAAGGGGAUUCAGGUCUAGAGCCAUUCAGCACAAUGAUGAAAGGAAAGAGAAGGGUGGUCAUUGUAGUGAUGAUGAUGGUCAUCAGGAGAGUGGAAGGGACCUGGUGGGGAAAUUGGAAAAAAGGAAACAGUAUGAGUCAAGCAGAGAUGAUAUUUUCGGGAGUCAUGACAUGAGAGGUAAAAGGAAAUUGGAAGAUGAGAACCAUGAUGACCAACCAGAAUUCAAGUCAAGAAACCGGAAUUUGGGAAAAAAGGCAGAAUCUCAGGAGCAGCUCAGAGAUGGUAAAGUUGAAUUUGAUAUGGAUAACAGAGCAUACAAGAGCAAGGAUGAUCAGAAGAGAGAAGAUUACUCCAGUCGCAAUAGAUCAGGGGAGAGAUGGUCAAAUGGAGGACGAUACAAUGAUGAACAUGGAGAUAGGGAUUACAGAAGGGAUGAAGAAGAACGUGGAAGCAGAAGGCUUGGAAAGGGUGAAGAGAAAGAACACAAUAACAUAAAGUGUGAGAGGGAUGAAGAAGAAAAGCAUGGGGGCAGAAGGCAUGAGAGGGGGGAGAAAGAAGAGCAUGGGGGAAGAAGGCAUGGGAGAGAUGACGAGGAGCAUGGGAGCAGAAGGCAUGAUAGAUAUGUGGAAGAGCGUGGGAGCAAAAGGCAUGAGGAGGAUGGAGAAAACAAGCAUGAAAGCAGAAAGCACAAAAGAGAUGAUGAACAAGAACAGAGUGGCAAAAGACAUGGAAGAGACUAUGAACAUGGACGUGGAAGGCAUGAGAUUUAUAGACAGAUAGAUGCCAAGAGGACCAGGUAUGAGGAUGAGUAUCAGUCAAGGGGGAAAAGUAAGUAUGAGAAUAGCAGUCUUGAUGAUGAUCGGUAUAGACGUCAAGGAUGAAAUGAAUUUCCAUUCAUGGAAUGGACUGCAAGUAUGGUGUUGAUUGGUUUUGGUUCUAGUGCAAUGGUAAUCGUGGAUGGUAAAGCUGGUGAUAACGAUUUAAGUGCAAUGGUAAAGCUGGUGAUAAAGCUGGUUCUAGUGCAAUGGUAAAGCUGGUUUUGGUUCUAGUGCAAUGGUAGUCGUUUCUGGUUCUAGUGCAAUGGUAAAGCUGGUGAUAACGAGUCUCUUCUUCAAGGGAUGGUAAAACCCUGGAUGCAAACUAGGUGAAGUCUGAUUGCACAAUGGAAAUCGUUUUUAUUUUGCCCUUUUUCUUUGAAUGCAGAAAACCUGUAAAAAAUGGUGUCGUAUAACUUGGAAAACCAGUUGAAGUGUGUUGUGUUUAAUGGCAAGUUUCAUCUUCAAGUUUAAGGGAUGCUUGUAACCGUCAAUUGCUCUUUUCCCCUUUAAAUUGGGAAAAUCUGUGAAAAUGCAUGUUUAAUUGGCGCUUUUAUAUC